Molecule: messenger RNA, 789 nt
Organism: Gossypium arboreum
Lineage: Eukaryota; Viridiplantae; Streptophyta; Magnoliopsida; Malvales; Malvaceae
Exons: 1
Coding region: 326-685 (119 amino acids)
Source: RefSeq, a predicted model, not a curated record
UGCAGAAGUUAUCCUAAUAAUAUACUGAACGCGACAUUUGCUGAAUCCGGCAUGUCUUAUUCCAACCAUAAAUAAAUGCUUGUUUCACAUGCCAACGGCUCUUUUGGCCAGACCAAGGCCAGCAUAUGCCUUUGCUUAUAAAUGAUAUACCCCCCACCCCCCCUCUCUCUCUAGCCGUUGCUUGGCCCAUUCAAUCCCAACAAAAGCUUGUCAAUCACAAUUUUUCCUCCUCCACUUUCACUCUCAAGUCCCACAACUUUCUUAACCCAAAAACACCCACUUUUUCACAUCCAUAUAAAUUACUUCAUUUCCCUACCCAUAACUCAUGGAUUGCUUGGUAUUGCCUGUUUGCUUAUUGGGAAAGCGCAGCAUGGGAUCACGGCUAGGCUACCGGCGUCUAACGCGCGAGUUGGAGCCACAAGUGAGGGUGGUGGUAGGGAAAGAGAAACGAGAAUUUUGGGUGGACCCUUUGGUGUUAGAGGAGAGUCCGUUCCGGGUUUUGAUGGAAACAUUGAAGAAAGGGAAUGGCAGCCAUGCAACAAGGGAGAAGAAAAAGAAGGUGAUUUUCGUGGACGUGGAUGCUAUCUUGUUUGAGCACAUGCUGUGGUUGAUGAACAAUGAUUCUUCUUCUUUGUUUCAACUUGAUCUCCACGAUAUUAUUGACUUCUAUGCUCAAGAUUACUAGUACUUUGAUUUUGUUUUUGCUAAUUUUACCUCAUAUAUAACCUUUUCUAUUGUAAACACACACAAACCAUAACAGUACUGCAAAAUUUCUCUUCUUCUUCUUUA